AUGGUCUCAGAAGGGGUACAUAGUGCUCGUUCAGAGCCGAAUGAUCCUCCUGGAAGCUCACAGGUGAAUGCAGUGGGUCAAGAGAGCACACUCUCCGACUCUCAGAAUCUGGCGUUUGCUAACGGUGCUGUUUCAAAUAGCUCAAGUUGGGCUGAUACCAUGGACAACCAAGAUAUCAUCAAUUUUCUCGAGAAAAAAAAAGCUGUCGUGCAAGAAGCUCAAUCAAACGACUCAAUACUUGAAGAUCCUAUUGAGGACUCAGAAUCAGAUGAAUAUACUACUAUCAACCAAAAUACAGAUGGUGAAACUGACGUAGGAAAUCAAAAUUUAGCUAACGAAACUAGAAAUGACAGCAUGGAGGUAGAUGAAGAACUUUUUGGGACUAACAACUCAUCAAGCGAUUCAGAUGACGGAACCAGAAAAGAUGAAUCUGAAGAUAACCAACUUUCUGCUAAAUCAACAGACUCUCCAUUGGAUUAUUCCAUUUUGGCUUCACAAGUGGUACGUUUCAACUAUGAACGUAAAAUGGAGCUUCAGCGUUAUAAUAACGCAAAUGCUCCACUUGACUUUCAAGAUAAAGUCAAUCAAAAUAAUGCUUUUAUUUUAGAAGGUGAUCAUUUAUCAAUUUAUGUUGGUGAGAUUUUAAACAAAUUUAAUAUUGACAGAUACACCUUAAAACAAAUUUUUACAGAUAAAUUAUAUAACUAUGUCGUGGAAACAGAGCAAGAGUUACUGCAAAAUCCUAAUGCCGAAAAUUUUGAAAAUAAAUUUGAAAAUCCAAAAUAUACUAUUCCAAAUGCUUUGAAAGAAGAGUUUAACAAAUAUAGCAAAAUUAGAAGAACUAUAGGAUUCGCAGAAAAUGCUCAAUCAGUUGUUUAUAACAAACAAGGUCUUCACCUCAUCUUUUGUCCGUUUGAGGAAGAAGACUAUGCGGGUCCCAAUUUUCAAUCAAUUAAAUCAGAAUGUAUUGAAUUCCUCGAGGAACUUGUUUUUCAAUAUCAGGAGUCAAACUUCCAAUUACAAGUAUUACGUCAAAUACCACAAUUCGUCAUUGCCUCCUUAAGAGUACCAGCAACCAAAAGGCAUAAGGCCGCAAAACUCAUGAAACAAUUUUUUUUAUCUGAAAAUGACAAGAUUAUUGACAUGAGAGCAGCUGACCCUAAAACGAUUGAUGAUCAAACACAAGAAUAUCUUUAUGAAGAGGACUUUCCAAUCUUCUUUUUCAUAUUAAGUUUAGGAGGUGACAAAGCUCCUCCAGCUAGAAUCGACACCACAAAUAUUAGAGAUGGGUUGAAACAAGUUUCGUUAAAAUUAUUGACUACCAUCAAAUACUGCAAAUAUUGUAAAUCAAAAGAUCACUUAAGAUCAAGCUGCUCCCAUGUUCCAGAAUGUAAACUUUGCGGUAGCAAAUAUCACAAUGCCCGCAGAUGCCCUCAAAAUUCAUACAAACGCUUCAAAGAUAACCAAAUAGGUACUAUUAUUUCAAAUUUCAAUGACUCCGAUACUGAAGAUGAUGAAUCCUCAUCACACAAUAACUCCGAAACUAAUAACCUUACAACUCCAAAUCUUUCCUCCAAAAGUCAAAUUUCAAGUUCUUCAAGAACAACCAACUAUAACCAUAACGAAGGCUGGUCUCAACAACCAAUUAGAACUAGCUCGAAACAUCACUUAAGUGAUAAUUCAAGACAUAAUCCGUCGGCUUCUCCUUCAAAGAGGUCGAACUUUAGACCAAUUAACAGACCUCCUCCUACACCAACCACUCCACAGAAUCCAGUAGUCACUGAUGAAAAUCCUUAUGGUCCACUUGCGGAUCAUGAAGAUCAUCAUGAUUACUAG
Molecule: messenger RNA, 1836 nt
Organism: Lodderomyces pseudojiufengensis
Lineage: Eukaryota; Fungi; Ascomycota; Pichiomycetes; Serinales; Debaryomycetaceae
Exons: 1
Coding region: 1-1836 (611 amino acids)
Source: RefSeq, a predicted model, not a curated record